This is a messenger RNA of Paramacrobiotus metropolitanus, 2375 nucleotides long. RefSeq lists its product as uncharacterized. The record is from RefSeq and is a predicted model, not a curated record. Lineage: Eukaryota; Metazoa; Tardigrada; Eutardigrada; Parachela; Macrobiotidae. The transcript has 5 exons. The coding region runs from base 317 to 2086 and encodes 589 amino acids.
UUGCAGUUAUCGUUGGCAGAGCACGCUGCACUUGUGUUGAUUCUGAUUUAGGACUCGUUAUCAGGAAUGUUUGUGCGCCGAGCGAUUUAAUUAGGAUUAUUUGCGUUCUACAUUUAUCGGGGAGCGUGUUGCGUUGUUGGUGGAUCGAAAGACGAAGCAGCGCGGAAUCCAGGCUGUUGAAAUUGCGUUCAGUGCUGGCUGUGGAUAGAAAAGUGUUGCAGCGUUGCUGUCCCUUUUCUAACGAUCCUAAUGAUCAGUGUUAUCACACUGCAGUCGAAACAGCCAAGCAGGUUUCCUUGCAACUCCGUCCCGAGCCAUGUUCGUGCAACGGCCCUGUGACGUCAACGUUGUGUACGGCAGCGUCCUGCUGCACGGCCGUGUGGUGGACGUGGCGAACAACGGGAUGUACAUCGACCUGAUGUGCCACGGCCGUCGACGCGAACUCAUCCCGUUCCCCCGCCUUUUCCUAUCCAAGUCCGAAGAAUUCAGCGACUGGGCUUACAAAUACUUGAAAAAACAGCGCCCUAACGAGACGGUUCCAGUGGAAAUACUGCGGCGUGAAUGUCCGGGUGGUGCGUGGCGCUGGUGGCCGGGGAAGAUGCUCACCCUGACGCAGGAAGGGGAUCCCACCAUUCCCACGCUGAGCGAUAACUACGCCACUGUGGUCGUCGUCCAGGGCCAGGAUGACGAGGGUGCCAGCUGGACGGACGUGGUGCCAAAGCAGCGUCUUCGCUACCCCGUGUCGGAUUCUUUUUGGACGGGUAAACCGCAAGCACCAUCGCCCAAGUGGUGGCCAGUGACGCGUCUGCUGCCAGUUGCCCCGGCACGCUUCAUCCAGCGCCGUCUGCCACUGCCGGCCGAGUGUCGUGGGGCAUCAGUGGCACAGGUUGUUGAGGUGAUCCGGGAGUGUCAGAGCCAGCAGGCUGAGCAGCCGCUGGCCUCCAGGGGACGGGUGGUCUGGGUCGAUGUCGCUGAUGAGCAUUUGCUUUUGAAAGUGAAGCUACACGGCGGCGAUGGGUGUGCGCAGCGGCAAGCCGAACACAUGGCACAGAAAAUUGUUGGGACUUUGCUCGAGCCGUUGUUUGGUCGCCUUCCCGGCAUCCUGCGUGCAGUGCAAGCGCCGGUUGAAGCUAUGGAUCUCGGCGCGACGUCGGAUGAAUCGCUGGCACUGGGAGCGGACGAGUGGCAGGAAGUGUUCGCCCAUCUGGUUACGCUGACACGGCAGAAGCUGCGCGUCGUGUGCCCAGCAUGGGACGCUAUUCUGGACUUACCUACUUUGACGGCCAGCAUCAUCGUGGAGACGGAGGCUCGCAGCAAAGACUUGCCUGAUCUUUCCUACGCCCUCACCGCGCCGCUCUUCAAAUGCCUGCGCUCCUCCACCCAGUACGUUGUGCUGCACGAUCGCGCUGCCUGCAUCAACCGUGCCCAGUUCUACACUGUCUUGAAAAUGAUCCGCCACGUGUCGCGUAAUUGCCAGCCCGCGAUCCGUCUGACAGCGCUGUAUGUGGUCGGCUUCUCUGACUUGCCGUCGAAAGUUUAUCAGCGUCUCCGUGACCCAAUUGAAUCCUGCGAUGUGCACGAGCAUCCCCGAGACCACAACCGGUCCACUUUUUUCAAGGGCUUUCUACAAGAAUUCAUCGCGGUCUCCCGCAGUGUGACGUGUGAGACCAUCAGUCUGGUGCGCUGCCCGGUGAAGUUGGAAUACAAUCUGGAUUUCCGGCAGCAGAGCUCGAUGUCCCUGGCGCUGAAUGUCGACAUGGCCAAGGUGCGUCUGUCGUUGAGCGGGGAUUUCGCGGCCACGGUGUGGAAUGCAGUGGAGGCGCUGCUGCCGGCGCCCAGCGACGGUGAGGUGCGAGCGUUAUCGGCGUGGUUGGCGUCCAUCUCUACGUCGGCAGACGAGCGCCACCAGGGGCACCGAAUGGCAGUCUGUAACCUCCUGUGUGCGACGCAGACCGCUGAUCCGCGUUCCUCCUUGCACUACCGCGGGAAGAAGUGGUGCUCGGACGGACUGUACAACCUGUGCGUGCCGAAUCUCUCGCGUACUGCCUUGUGCUUCCUUCUCGUCCUGUGCAAGAGAUGCCAGUAACACCUCGGUUCUUUCCUUAUGGAAGCAUUUUUCUUCUUUAUGUUGUUUUCGGUUUUUUCCAACGGAGUUUUGCGUUGGUAAUUUGAUGUUUUGUUUUGCGGGCGUUUCCGGCUGACAGCCCGAUGGGGUGUUGCUGUUAGUACAGAUUCCUAAUUUUCUAGUGUUUUUUCGAAACGAAUGCAAAAUUAACCAGUGUGAUAACAAAUAGUUUUACGAUUGAAAGCUUAGAUGAGAUGGUCAUUGAAUGAGAUUGUUUAUUCGGUGCUUACAGCAAGACGAAUGUGGUUUC